AUGGCCAGUGUGAUCAGAGGAGAAUGUCCGUCUCCCGUGCCCCUGAAGGAGAAGCGCCUCCUGGAUGUCAGGAUCGCGGAGCUGCCCAGCUGGGUGCUGAUGCGGGACUUCACCCCCACGGGCAUUGCCGCAUUGCCGGCGCCUUUCGGGAGAGGUUACGAUCGGUAUUAUAACAAGUACGUCAACGUGGGGGAGGAGAGCGUCGCAGGCGUGUCCAUGGUGUUGGCAGCCUGUGUGGGUUUCAGCUACUGCCUGUCCUACAAGGAGCUCCAACAUGAGCGGUUACGCAAAUACCACUGA
Messenger RNA from Echinops telfairi (small Madagascar hedgehog), 300 nucleotides. RefSeq names its product ATP synthase subunit f, mitochondrial-like. Gene Ontology annotation, molecular function: proton-transporting ATP synthase activity, rotational mechanism. The transcript has 2 exons. The record is from RefSeq and is a predicted model, not a curated record. Bases 1 to 300 code for a protein of 99 amino acids. NCBI's taxonomy places the organism in Eukaryota, Metazoa, Chordata, Mammalia, Afrosoricida, Tenrecidae. Gene Ontology annotation, biological process: proton motive force-driven mitochondrial ATP synthesis.